This is a messenger RNA of Vanessa atalanta (red admiral), 1684 nucleotides long. Its product is annotated as synaptotagmin-10-like. The record is from RefSeq and is a predicted model, not a curated record. The coding region runs from base 1 to 1509 and encodes 502 amino acids. Gene Ontology annotation, biological process: regulation of calcium ion-dependent exocytosis; calcium-ion regulated exocytosis; cellular response to calcium ion. Gene Ontology annotation, molecular function: clathrin binding; calcium-dependent phospholipid binding; calcium ion binding. Gene Ontology annotation, cellular component: membrane. The transcript has 11 exons. Lineage: Eukaryota; Metazoa; Arthropoda; Insecta; Lepidoptera; Nymphalidae.
AUGGGCGUGCCGCGAGUUAGCAGCACCGCGCCAGCCGAGCUCGAGCUCGGGCGAGCGAGGCGACCCCACCUGUUGAUCGUCGACGACUCGAGAGAAACGCGCGCGAGCGGAGAAGUGUGGCCUCCAGAAGGCUUAGAAGCCCAUUCGAGUGUUCGCGGUAGUUCAGUUGAUUACGCAGCAGCGUUGAUGCUAGCAGCGAUGGCGGCUGUGUUGCUGGCUGCUGUCGGCUACCAGUGCGCUGCAACCUGGCGAUGGAUUAUGGGCAGGGCACGUCGAGAAUCAGAAGAUAGUAACUGCGAUUCUCUGUCUCGCCAGGCAGCCAUUCGUAUCAGUCACUCGUUACCUGAUUUGCAGACCGAACCCUUGAAACAAGAAUACGUCCAAGAGCACAAAGAUGCCGGCAAGAAGGUCCUUCGACAAACAACGUUGCCAAUUGUACCAGAUCGACAUCAAACGUUCCAACGCCAGCUGUCCCACCGUCUGGACCUACCUUCUAUCCAGUUCAGCAUCUGUAGUCUGGAACGGGCUGACUCAUCUAUUGGACUCAUUAAACCGGAGCUGUACAAGAAUGAGCUGGUACGUCAAUCCUCGACAGACAGCGGGGAGUUGGAAUUUUGCGGAAAAUUACACUUCGCUCUGAGAUACGAUCAGGAAGUAGAGGCUCUUGUUGUAAAGAUAUUCGAGGCGCGCGACUUACCCGUCAAGGACGUACUAGGCAGUAGCGACCCCUAUAUCAAGGUGUUCCUGUUGCCAGACCGCAAGAAGAAGUUUCAAACUAAGGUCCAUCGCAAGAAUCUAAAUCCAGUCUUCAAUGAAACAUUUCUCUUCAGUGUCCCUUAUGAAGAACUUCGUCAGCGUUAUCUUCAGUUCUCUGUCUACGACUUCGAUCGCUUCAGUCGUCACGAUCUUAUCGGGCACGUCGUGCUUAAGGGUCUCCUCGAAUCAGCUGAUCUGCAUCAAGAGAUAGAAUAUACCAUGAAUAUUCUUGCUCCACCCCAGGAGAAGAAGGACCUUGGUGAAUUGAUGCUGUCGCUCUGCUAUCUGCCCACUGCUGGACGACUGACGGUUACGGUGAUCAAGGGCAGGAACCUCAAAGCAAUGGAUAUUAAUGGAUCAUCAGAUCCAUACGUGAAAAUCUGUCUCAUCUGCCAAGGCAAGAGGAUAAAGAAGAAGAAAACAACAGUUAAGAAGAACACGCUAAGUCCAGUAUAUAACGAGGCUCUGGUCUUUGAUCUGCCAGCUGAGAACGUGUAUGACGUCACGCUACUCGUGAAAGUCAUCGAUUAUGAUCUGAUUGGUCCAAAUGAGCUGAUCGGCUGUACAGCAAUCGGCUCAUCUCUUAUCGGUAUCGGACGCGACCACUGGCUGGAGAUGCUGGACAACGCUCGGAAACCCGUCGCCCAGUGGUACCCUCUCAACAAGAGCCCCCCGACGAACGUAAACCUACCUGCCAACAAUCAACAUAAUUCACCACUGAAUUGCUUAAGUAUGAAGAGACUUAUCGAAUGAUGAGAGAUCGACUCAAAACGACCGUGUUUUCUGUAAAGGAGGUGAAGAAAACCCGUGCGGUUUUCUCGAGAUGCCAAAGAUUUAUAAGUAGGUAAUUAUGAUUAGACGAUUAAUGGUUGUAUGUCCAUUUACUGUAGAGAAUAUAAAUGUAUAAGUGAUAAAAAAAAAAAAAAUA